Nicotiana tabacum (common tobacco) is the source of this 582-nucleotide messenger RNA. NCBI's taxonomy places the organism in Eukaryota, Viridiplantae, Streptophyta, Magnoliopsida, Solanales, Solanaceae. The record is from RefSeq and is a predicted model, not a curated record.
AUGGUGCGUAGUAUCCCACACACAGAGAAGUUGUUCAUUGGCAGAGAUUUCAGUGGCCAUAUUGGGGCUAGUGCUAGGGGUUAUGAUGAUGUGCAUGGCGGGUUCAGUUUUGGGGAUAGGAAUGAGGGAGGUAAUUCACUGUUGGAUUUUGCUAGAACUUUUGAUUUGGUUAUAGCUAAUUCGAGUUUUCCGAAGAAGGAAGAGCACCUGGUCACUUUCCGGAAUUCAAUGGGCAAGACUCAGAUUGAUUAUCUCCUCUGCAGGAAAUGCGAUAAAGGUAAAGUGGAAGCUAAGAAAGCUGUUUAUUUGAAGCUAGUGGAGAGUACAAACGAGGAGGAAAAAAGGACUUAUCAGGAGUGUUACAGAAAGGCAAAGAAAGAGGCAAAGUUAGCAGUUACGACGGCUAAAAAUGCGACGUUUGCUCGUUUGUAUGAUGAGCUCGGGGGCAGAGACGGGGACAAAAAGUUGUACUGGUUGGCCAAGGUGAGGGAGAGGAAAACCCGUGACUUAGACCAAGUCAAGUGCAUCAAGGACGAGGAUGGCAAAGUGUUGAUGGACGAGGAACUUAUUAGGAGAAGAUGA